Molecule: messenger RNA, 1984 nt
Organism: Phlebotomus argentipes
Lineage: Eukaryota; Metazoa; Arthropoda; Insecta; Diptera; Psychodidae
Gene: PNKP
Exons: 4
Coding region: 77-1690 (537 amino acids)
Biological process (GO): DNA repair
Molecular function (GO): ATP-dependent polydeoxyribonucleotide 5'-hydroxyl-kinase activity; protein binding; double-stranded DNA binding
Source: RefSeq, a predicted model, not a curated record
AUAAAAAAUGAGAUUUUCUCAUGCGUAUUGUUUUGCCGGCUGGCCGUGUGUAUUGUGAGGGCGACACCUGUUCUCCAUGUCAAUUGUUUGGCGGCUCCAGUGGAUUUCCCGGAUUUUGCUCAGAUACAUGGAAAACACCCGUGCCAGCGAGUGCUUAUUGCAGAGUGUUGGUGGAGAGUACAAGGAUGUGAAGAUCUCUGAGGGAAUAUCAUACAUCGGCCGCUCACCAGAGACGCAAAUACAGGAUGUAUUCUGCUCCAGAAAGCAAGUCAUGCUGAAGGCGGAUUUUUCUCAGAGAGUGAUUGAGAUUGUGCCUCAGGGCAUGAACAACAGCGGACUCAAUGGCCAGGAAUUGGAGAAAAAGAAGACUUACCAAGGUCGCCAUGGAGAUGUUCUUGAGGUCGUGUCUGGAAAGUAUUUCUACAAAAUCCUCUUUACACUGGAUUCGGGAGAGACAUCCGAGGUGUCAGGGAAGAGAAAAUUAGACAAGAAAGCCGAAAAUGAGACUGGGAGUUCAAAAACCCCCGCUAAAGUGGCGAAAAUUGAGGUGAAAAGCGAGUCCAUUGAAGCAUUGGAUGGCAACAAGUUGUUCGUCUGGACAUCAUCCGGGAUAGUGUCCAGCGCUAAGAUUGCGUCCUAUGACAUCGACGGGACCAUUAUCAAGACCAAGUCGGGGAAUGUCUUCCCCAAGAACAUCGAUGACUGGCAGCUGGCGUUCGCUGAGGUGCCGGGAAAACUGAAGAAGUUUCACACGGAAGGCUUCAAGAUUGUCUUCUUCACGAAUCAAGCCGCAAUCUCGAAGAAGAAACUCCGAAUUGAGGACUUCACGGGCAAGGUGAAGCGUAUUGUGGCGAAGAUUAAUGUGCCGGUUCAAGUGUUCAUCGCCACUGGCUCGGGCAUUUACAGGAAGCCCAUGAUCGGCAUGUGGCGCACGCUGGAGGAGAAGUUCAAUGACGGCAUCCGGAUCGACAUGCAGGAGAGCUUCUUCGUGGGCGACGCCGCGGGCAGACCUGCAGCAGCAGGUCGGAAGAAGGAUCACUCGUGCAGCGAUCGUCUCAUGGCCGUGAAUCUGAGCCUGACUUUCUCAACGCCCGAAGAGCACUUUCUUGGAUCGAAAGCCGUCUCGUGGACUCGCCCGGAAUUCGAUCCCAAGGUCAGCACUGCCAAGAACCUCCUCGAACCGUCGGACGCUAAAUUGCAGCGUGAUGAGCAGGAAAUCAUCGUGAUGUGCGGCAGUCCGGGCUCUGGAAAGUCCUCCUUUGUCAAAAGCAACUUCAAAGGCACCAAAUACGAGAUUGUGAGUCGCGACAAGCUGGGAACGUGGCAAAAAUGCGUCUCCGCGGCUCAAGGCGUCCUGCAGAGAGGCAAAUCCGUGGUUGUGGACAACACAAAUCCCGACAUUGAGAGCCGCAAGCGAUACUCAGAGUUGGCCAAGCAGUGCAAAUGUCGCUGUCGAUGCUUCCUGAUGAACACAUCUGCGGCCCAGGCAAGACACAAUAUCGUCUUUCGCGAGCUUACUGAUCCAGCGCACGUGAAAGUCAACGAUAUGGUGCUGAAUUCAUACAAAUCCAAAUUCAGAGAGCCGCAGACUUCGGAGGGAUUCGAUGAGAUUGUGAAGGUGAACGUUGUGCAGAGAUUCGACAAGAAGGAACAUGAGGAGCUCUACAGGAUGUUCCUGCUGGAUAAAUAAAUGACGAGCUCGGUUUCUCCGUUCUUUGAGGUGCUCUGCAAUAUUCUCGAGCUCGUCGUGAGAUAAAAGAAGGAAACCGUUCACAGAGCAAAAGCGGCACAUUACCAUUACCAUAUGAUUACAUAAAUGCUGGAGAAAGAGAUGCAGAUUGUAAUCUGAUACGAUUGUGAAUAGGCAAUAAUUCAAUUUAUAACUAUAAAGGUAUUUUGUUGUUAAAUAAACUACUGUUUCACGACUUUGAAUUGCUAAUGUUCGCAAGAUGUUUCAAUGAAAUCCAUUUCCUCGUGCAAUUGC